Messenger RNA from Paramuricea clavata, 1631 nucleotides. The record is from the annotation of a GenBank genome assembly. NCBI's taxonomy places the organism in Eukaryota, Metazoa, Cnidaria, Anthozoa, Malacalcyonacea, Plexauridae.
AUGGCUGCCGAUAAGGGCUGCCAUUCAUGCAUCAACAAAGUCGAAAUCCAAAAACACUUCGAAUUUUACGGCAAGUCAUAUGACGACCUUAAUCACUUCAAAGAUGAAGCCAAUGCCGAAUUGAGGAAGUUGAAAUCUCACUUAAAUGCAAUUGAUGAACAAGUAGAAACCAUAGCCAAUUCGAUUGAAGAAUCACGACAAUACAGCUACAAAUACAAUCUUAAAAUCACUGGCAUUCCUCAGCUCAACUCUCGUGAAUCUGCCGUUGAAACUACACAGUUAUGUAUAAAUUUGUUCAACAAACUGAGAGUCGACGUACACCAGUAUGAUAUCGAUAUUGCUCACCGCGUUUCUGUCAGAGGUGCCUCUGCUGGUCCGAAACCAAUCAUUUGUAAACUUGUAAGAAGGGUUGUUAAAGAACAAAUCAUGGAAGUACAUAAACGUAUAACUGAUUUUCAAGCUGGUGAUAUUUGUUCAGAAUUAAAUGGUUCACUUGAAAAUGCUAGAGUCUUUAAUCAUUUGACACCGAAUAUUCAACGACUAUUGGCUGAAACUAAGGUCUACCAAAGACAACAAAAUUACAGGUUCUGUUGGGUAAAAAACUUUGUUGUCCUGCUGCGUGAGAAUGAACAUUCAGACAUAAUAUGUGUUACUUCCUACAAAGACUUAGAAAAACUGUGUCAAGCUGGAAAUAUGUUGCUGUCCUCAACUGGCUCAAGCUAAGUAGGGUGUAUAAACCACUGAUCUAAUAGUAGACUGGAUAGAGCUUUCUUACCUAUCAAAAAUGAAGCCAGAAUUAAUUAACUUCCGGGGACCAAAUUCAAAAGAAUUAAUACUCACGCGAACCCCAGGAAUGUCUUUUUUGCAUAACUAUGUAUUCCAAUGGUUAGAACUUCAGUCUUUGUUGGAUUCUAUAUCAAUUUUAAUUCCGUAAAUCAAUAAGGACGCCCAUGAGUUUGUUUUUCCGUCUUUUGGGGUCCCCGGAAGUUAAUUAAUUCUGGCUUCAUUUUUGAUAGGUAAGAAAGCUCUAUCCAGUCUACUAUUAGAUCAGUGGUAUAAACAUGUUUAUAUUAUAUACUAGAAAUGGCUACAGAAAACUCUCUACUAACGGCUUUCCAUUUAAUCACUUAGACGAUAAUUCUUUUAAUUUAGCUAUUUAUGAGUUAGCUCAUGGCCCAUUGAACUAUAAUAAUGAUUUGUUUGAAUUGCUUUUGUGUAAUCCUAUUGACGAAUCUCCUAUAGCUAGUACAUUUCCUUUUAAUAUUGACCCAGAUAGUAAUUUAUCUUUUAAUAUGUCUGUCAGUGAAUAUAUGGUAGAGGAAGCGUUUGCUGAUAGCACGGCCAAACCGAAUAUUAAUUUUACUUUAAUGUAUUUAAAUGCAUGGAGUCUUCUUGGGAAUUUUGACAACUUCAAGCACUUGUUGAUUAAUCUGCGAACAUCAGUCUCUGUUAUCAGGGUAUCAGAAACAUGGCUCAAUGAGCUAACAUGCGAUCAAGUAAAUAUCCCUGAAUAUAAUUUUGUUUCUAAUCAUCGUAGCUCAAAAAUUGGUGGGGGAGUUGGUCUUUAUUUGCACAACAAUCUCAAAUAUAAAAUGCUUCCUAAUGUAAUUUUUCAGAUCCAGAUGUUAUAG